GUACUAAAAAAUCUUGUGGUUUUUAUUACCUCUUCACUAACCUCUUUAUCUCCUUGCUGUUCAUCUCUUAUUACUCUUAUUUUAACUCCCAGUGUGCAGGAUGGUUCGUGUCAUCUCUGUCCACCACUUCACACGGCAGGAUGUUGCAGGGUUGGAACACUCUGGUGGCCGAGGGGUCACCAGGGGCAAGGGGGACAUACUGCUCGUUGGGGGAGAACACAGUGUUGAUAUUCGUGACCUGAAGAUGGGAGGAAUCCUUAACGGCAGCUUCCCGACGGUGGACCUCGUUCAACAGCUGGUGUAUUGUGAGACGGGGAACUUUGUGGUGACUCUAGAGACCAAGCCGGCAAGACACGGAGGAGAUCACAGAUAUGUUCGUGUUUACCUUCACUGGGAUCAAGAUAACACCAACCAACCAAUGAGGGCGCGAAUUGCAGGACGUGUCACCCCUAGCAGCCAAUCGGGCGUCGCUAACUUGGAAAUGGUAGAAAUUCCUCUACGAAAACCUGCUGAAUUUAUUUCCUGUUGUCAGUCUACCGGGAAUAUCGCCGUGGCAUGUGGCAUUAGCGUAACUGUUUUUAAAUUCUGUCAAAAAACUCAUGAUAUGUCGAAGCUCAAGUUCAUCGACUUCGAAGAAUUACUUGAGUUAGACAUGUCAUUUAUUGUUAAGGAGGUCGACAUAUCUGAGGAUUUGAUCGGCUGUGUGUCUGAAUCAGAAGCCCACAUAUUCCAGGUGACCAUAAACUCCCACCUCUUAAAGGCUAACUCUGAGGAGAAAGACUCGAAGCCUCAGGAGAAGCGCAGUAAGUCUAGAUCAAAGUCUAAGACGCGCUCGGCUUCUCGCUCACCUGGUAGGAGUAUUGACACACUCAGUUCUGCCAGUAGACUACGUGAGCGACGGUUAAACCAGAAAGAGGAGUGUAUGGUGUCUAUCCGUGAUUCCGAUGAUUAUGUGGACUUGGGUGAACUGACGUGGGUUCCAACACUGUCUUAUGGGAGGAAGCGCCCCACAGACGACAGCCGCAUCUUACUGUUUCCAUCCUUAGUCGGAGCUGCGCAGUGUGGACCAGUAGCUGAACCUGGUGAAAUUAUUGGUCCUGUCAGUUCUUCGCGAUGUUCCAGUGUUCGCCUAAAACUCCUGAGCGGAAAUUCAACGCAGAAGAUACCAGCCAAUCUGUUCGAGGCGGUGACGCUCAUUCACCGCCGCGCCGAUCACAACAAUGAUCCUGAUAUCCCAUUCUCUAACCUGAAGUUAAUGGCUGUUUAUGACUCAGAAGCCACAAAGAAAGAGGGCAAUGCUUCCACUUCCAGGAGGUUCUCGCACCCUCUUCUUCCCCUCAGCUCUCCACACAAAGUCGGGGCGUCUAUCUUCCUCACGACCCCUCAUGUUGGUCAGCUGUAUCACGUCACUCUCUUCGAGGACGCUUUUAAGAACAGUGUGGUGCGUGGAGGUGUGUUCUCUUAUACCGCACCCGUGUACUCGGUGGCCCUAGAACCAUCACUCCUUCACGCACUCACCCUCACUGGCCUGGAGACGUACACCCUGAGACCUCACCCACACAUUGUUGUCUCUCAUCUCCCUGAAGAUCUUAAUAUGAUUGUGCCUCCACAUUGGGAAGAGACGGUGUGUUUAGUGGGAUUGCGACCCUUCCUUAAUGUGGAGACUCUCACUCUGACUGACUCCUGUCUCGCCCUCACCGCUGCUAAUAAUGAGGGAGGUGACAAGUCACACACAGUUUACUCUCUACAUCUACCAAGUGCUGCCAGCCUCUACAAGGAGAUGGUUCGUGUGGGUCGUAGCCACAGAUCUGCCUCCCCAUCCACUUACCUACACCUCCUACUAGAAGCUCACCUGGUCCUCACCACAGCUCUUCACCAUGAACUCCCACAAGUUCAGGAGGCUGAGGAGGACCUCUACUCUCUCCUGCAGGACUCUUCAGCAUUGCUUGGAGACUACUAUGCCCAGUGUGAGACUGAGGCAGAGUGGAAACAAGCAACACAGUACUACCAGGUCUCCAGCCUUAGUCCUGAUGCAGUGAUUGAGCGACUGGAUCUUCAGUGUCCUGGCCUUGUAGCUGUGGUCUCUGCCCUGCUGCUUCACCCUAGCACACCUCCUCUGUCAUCUGCACAGGCAAACUGUGUUUUAGAGAUGCUAGAGAAGGUUGCCCCAGAGAAAGUGUCCACUAUCAUUCUCAAGUCCAGCUGCCUCACUGACUAUAAGAAGGAUAAGGUACUUACGAUCAUCAAGCAAGAGUUGUCCAAGACAGCCGAGCCUCGACCAACGGACGUCUUAGCUCUGGCUUUAGUCUUCCUGGAUCGUGGAUCUCCCGAGCAGGUGUCAACUGUUCUGGCCUCCCUCCGGGCAUACCAGCUGGUGGUGGUGCUGCUGCAACACUCACGGCUUCUGCUCACCACAGAGGAGGGGGCCACCAGGCUCUCCCCUCUCACUCAGGUGUUGGCAGAGCACAAGAAGGAGGUGUUCACAGAAGUGUUUGUCUCCCUUAUUGGAGAAGGGAUGCUCUCACUUAAUGCAUUUGUUGAUGCGUUUGUGGCUGUUUAUCCAAUAGUAUCCUGUGGACCAGAGUGCAACACACAUUCCUUAUGGCUGCGAGACUUUCUUGAAAAGUUUUUCUUAGAAUAUGCUCAUAAUUCUGAGAUAACUGACCAGCGAGAGAGAUAUGACCGAGCCAUCACGGUGUUGGUGAGCCUUUAUCUAGCCAGUCUCAUGGGAGCCUUUGGAGAUAAAUCGAAAGAAGAUCCAAACUGGAGUGACCAACGAGCUGCCUUGAAAGAGCUUUAUGCACCACGACCCAUCUUCCUGGGUCUGCUGCCACCGUUUAGUAAUGAUCAAUCACUACAGGAGAGUCAGAGUGGUGCAGCAGAGGACGGAGGAGCAGUAGAGAAAAAGGCAGGAGUUGAGGUUGAGGAAGAGGGGAAAAACCUGUCUUCAUCCUUACUGCAUCUUGUGGUUCUCCAGAGUCUCUUGAGCUCUGACUUGCCAUCAGUUGAAGAUCGUAAUAAUGUCCUCAAGUUUGUAACAUCAAACCCCACUGCCCUGGGUGCUCAGUCCUUGCGGAUUCUGUGCCUGGAUCCCUCACAGCAGCUGGAGUUCAUCUUACAGGAAUUCCCUCAUGCUCUGCUUCAGUAUGGAAAGGAUAUGUAUGAAACAACACUUGAGUGGGAAGAACUGGUGUGUAAGCUAAUAAACCACAAGUCUACCCUCACAGAACCAGACCCGACCUACCAAGUGUAUUCUGAUAUUGUAAAUGAUGUCCUGGGUGAGCUGGUGGUGUCGUCGCCGUUGGAUGUUUUUAUGCGUAUUAUUCCCACCAAUCGGCACGAAGAGUUAAGAGGUCAUAUCCGGCAGUGUCACUCGGCUGCCCUGGCGGUCCAUCUCCGCUCUUCCCUCAUGACGUAUGCUCAAAAUGUCUUGGCACAAAUGACUAAAUAGUAUAUAUAUAUAAAUCCUCCUUUAUCAGCUAGUCAAUAUGUUUUGUUUUAUAAUUUAUUUGUGCCAUCUUAGGUUUUAGAUCUGUAAGUUGUUUUAUAGUUUUAUUCUCUUUGGUUUACAGCUGUAGAAACCUGUUAUGUUCUUUUAUCAGUUUUAUAAAUGGUGUGGGAGCUGGUCUUAGCGUCAAGCACCGAGAGCAGGUUUUAUUUUUUUAACACAGUCUUAGUCUUUCUCCUUGAUACAGCUGUCUAGCUUUUAUCACACCGAGGCUUGUAGUACCCACAAGGUUUAGGAGAAAUUUUAAUCGAAUAUCCUUACUGAUUAUCAAAUUUUAUCUGCUUUCAUUAUUCUCAUAUUAAUAGUCAAUAGCUGAGGUUUACUAGCUCGAUUACGCAUUACAUGGCCGUAGUAUAAUAGAAAUAGCAACCCAGAGAGAAUGAGGCUUGAUUUGACUGCAUCUCUAGUAAAUCCAAUCUUUUUAAUACUCAUAAAGGAUUAUAUUGCAUUUUUAUAUCCGACACACACUAUAGUCAUCAGCAUGUUGUUUAUGUAUCUUCAAGUGGUGGAUGAGCUCAACUUUGUGCUCCAGACUAAGAAAAAGAAGAUGGAACACCAUUUUCUUGCUGAGCGGUUCAUUAAUGUCGUACUCUCAUCGGAAAUAAAGGUGCUUAAUACGUGAAGAUUACCCGAGGUUGUUCCCAAUACUCUGAUAGGUUAAUGGGUUAAUCUAUGGUGGAUACAAAACUGGCCAUUCUAUCACGUGAAGUCCUUGGUCUAUGCCUCUGGGACAUAUUGUUUCACCAUUCUAUCCUGUUGGUGUUAGUGGGUGCUGCAACAACUACACAUGAUGUAGUCAUUGUUUCCUAACAGGACUUCAACUUUCAUAUAGUUACCCUUAAGUUCUUGACAAUGUUUCUCUAUUAUUUUUUGUUAUUAAGUAAUGUUGUUAUUUUUAUGCACAAAAUCGUAUUGUUAUUUUAUGGUACUCUAGCUUAUUAUUUACUUAAACAGUAAAGCCCUACAUAUUGCAUCUUCAUGUGAUGUAAAUUUGCCAAGAUAUGGUACUAUUGUUUACAUUAUCUUACCAGUCCUCAAGAGAUGCAGAUUGACAAACCAGAUUCAAACAAACUGUGGCUAGAAUGUGUUCAAAGGUGCCUUGGGUCGUGGCUUUGACUCACCCAUCAGUAAUUCUUUAAUUUUUAUCAUUCACAUAAAAUUAUUUUUGAAAUGCACUCAAGUAAAAGAUUUCUAGUAAUGUAACAAGUUAGAAGAAAUAAUAAAUUCAACAUUCACCUACUACCUUAACCCCAAUAUUGAAUUUAUAGGUCAAAUGAAAUCAGAGCAAGGAAGUACAGUACAGGCAUCACAGAGAGGAUUAGUCAUAUAUCAGGCCACCUUCCAUUGCUAGGGGAUAGUUUGCUGGUUUAGAAACUGCUGCAACUUUCACAGGGUAAAAUUAAUGGGGGAAACUGUUGCCACAAAUUACCCACAAAAUUUACAAGAACAAUUGAAGAGAAACAUAUACCCCCUUUUUCCUAUUAACCUGACACUUACAAAGGCAGAAGUUCACAAGACUUCUGGUGCUGUACUGUACUAUGUCGGGUUUUACUGUACAGAAAAUGUGAUUUAGUAUCGAUAAACAAGAUGUCUUAAUUGUUGGUGUUAAUGUUUAUAGAAAAGAGGGUUAAUGGAAUAAAAAAAAUCUGUAUUGUAAGAAAUCUAUAAUUUUAUCGCUUCAUCGUCGGCUCCGUUGUAAAAGAUUCCCCGACAGCCGUUACUUUUUAUCAGCUUUAGCAUAAUUUCCUGAUUAUGCUCUCAAGUCAGUAAUUUUAUCCUCUCUUAUCAUUCGUAUCAUCAGAGAAUCUCAGUGUUUGAAUCCCAUUUGUUAGGUAAUAGCUUUCUGAAUAUCACAUCUCAUCCAAGACGUUGAUAUGUUUUAUAGUUUUCAAUCUCGUAUAAAUAAGCUUUCAAUCCUAUAUAAAUUACUUUUCAAUCCUCUAUAAAUAACACUUUUUGAUCUUAUAUAAAUUAAAAGUUUCAAUCCCAUAUACAUUAGCUUUCAAUUCCAUAUAAAUCUUUUAGCAUCAUCACAUUACCCCAGCUUCAUUAAAACACUCACUUAACUGCCUGACUGUUGAAUGAAAAAUGACCGGUACCUUUCAUUAUCAACUGACUGUACGUAGAUGAUUUGUUGGUACCAAUGUUUUGAGGAGAGCAGCUUAUUUGUCAUCAGUAAUUUGUGUACAGUUUGUUCCUUCAUGUUUACCUCAUCGUGUAAUAGUGUGUGUGUGUGUGUGUGUGCGUGUGAGAGAGAGAGAGACAGUAUGGAUGACAGGUUUUGUGUGGAGGAGGUAAGCCAAUCAUCCUCUUAAGCUACAAGAAGCAAUGUUGGUUAUAUUAUCAGGUCAGUACAGUAUUUAGUGUUGGGUUGGUUUUGUCAAAUAUUUGGUCACCUAAACUCUCAAAACAUCAGGCUUAAAGAUAUAUUCAUGAGAAAAUUACAAGUAGGGGAAUUAUUAUAUAAGACUUGAAAGAUAAAUUGUUAAAACCUCAAGUGAAAAUACUCCCAUUCAAGAUAAAAAAAACCUGAAUUUUUUAGACUUAGGACCAGAAUUUUUGGUUAGUUUAGAUCCUGACUCGUAAAUAGGUACUGUAUUGCCCUUUAUAUUGUUAUAUAUCCUAGUCUUGUUUAGUUAGAUAAUUAAUUGAGAAGAUUUUUAUCCAAGACAUAACUUUUAUAUAUGUUAAGAAAACUAUCCAACAGUUUUCAUGUGUUCAUUUGUUUGUAAAUAAUAUAUGAGUAUUAAUUCCAGGUUAAAACUUGAGUGCCAUAAUAGAUAAUGAUUCCUGAAUGAAAGUUUAUAAUUGAAAUAAAUUGUUAGUCACAUUAUAUGCUUUUAACUUAUGAACUCAUAGUUAUCUGCUUUAACUUACAAGAUCUUAAUAUAUUGUACAGUACAGUAUGUGGUUUGUAUGAAGACAUAAACUUUUCACCAUUUGAGUAAGUUAAUGGUAUAAAUAUAUGUGACGUAAUAAAGGUAAAAACACAA
This is a messenger RNA of Homarus americanus (American lobster), 6501 nucleotides long. Its product is annotated as Hermansky-Pudlak syndrome 3 protein-like. The record is from RefSeq and is a predicted model, not a curated record. Gene Ontology annotation, biological process: organelle organization. Bases 101 to 3451 code for a protein of 1116 amino acids. The transcript is spliced from 19 exons. Gene Ontology annotation, cellular component: cytoplasm. NCBI's taxonomy places the organism in Eukaryota, Metazoa, Arthropoda, Malacostraca, Decapoda, Nephropidae.